UCUCAUACACUGCACAUCAGACGUGGCAUCUACAGCUUCUGGCAUUACAAGGGGUCGUCUCCUCCCCGCCGUUCACUACGUUGGCACAGCUGCAUUAUCACACUACCCACGGGGAGGAUGGGUGAAGCUGAGCCCCCCCUAGCCACAGUGAAAGUAGCACCCAGCGCCAUAGAAUGGUAUUAUGCUGCGUCUCGCAUUGGAAAGAAUAAAUGCAACGUCUUGAAAAUGGAUGUUCCGUCCAGUUCAUCCGCUUUUGCUUUGCACUCUGUAAAGGAACGAAUGCGAGAAAAACUAAAUGGGUCCUUGAAGGCUGUAAAACUGCAAACAUCUCUUGCUGCAAAGAUCAAGACAAAAACUUUAAAUAAUUCGUCUUUCCUAAAGGUUUCCCUAAAGCACAAUAAUAAAGCUUUAGCUUGCGCCCUAACUGCUGAGAAAGAGAAGUCAAGAAGACUGGAAAAUGACAAAAUGUUCUUACAGAAGGAGGUGAAGAUGCUCCAUUUUCAGAAUGCCCUGCUUCGGCAAAACCUAAGUAUUGUGAACAAAAUGCUUAAAGAUAUAGAUGUAUUCAUGAAUAUUAACCUGUCAGCAGCUAUUGAACUCAGCAGUAAUAUGGAGUCCUCAGAUCGUCUAUCAGUGAUUGAAAGCAAAAGUGAACGUUUUAGCCAGCAGAGUACAUUGACUCUGGAUGAGGAUCAAGGAUAUAGACUUACAGGAGUGGCAUUAAGGGUUCCUUCCCACUCUGUAGUACAACAGAAAUGCAACAGUCAACAAACCAGUCUGGUAAAUGAACAAAACCACCAUACUGUUCCACCUACCCCAAUCACCACUGUUGUCAGAGAAAACUCUGGCAAGCUGCAUGAACCAGAAAUGCCUGCCUUGAAUUUAUCUCCCAAAGAAUACCUUUCAAUAUAUAAUGAGAACACUACCAGUGAUUCUGUCUCCGACUGGAAAGUCAGCGACUCUAUGCUACCAUUGGAUGAAGUAUUUUCCUCUACCAGAAAUGCACAAAGUGGUGGAUAUGUCACGAAAAGGAAGAAAAGAUCCACAGUAUCUCAUUCUGUCACUGUGUCAAAAACAUCUGAAACUAACCAGACCAGGAGCUCUGUGACCAGAAGCAGUUCUCCUAGGACUUCUUGGGAGAUAAAAAAAGAUUUCACCAUUCUUCCUGACUCAGGGGACACAGGCUUAGAUGGGGCAGAAAAGUCUUAUUUUGAUUCUGUCUUAAAAGAGGGUAGGCUCUCAGCAAUGUCAUAUGUCUCUUCACUGCCUAAAAACACGGACACUUAUCAAAUCAGUGAUGAUGGCAAAGAUAUCAGCACAGUUUUAUAUGAAGAGCAAACUAUACAAAGUACGACUCAACUGCAGAUUGUACAAAACGAUGAACCGCAUUGUAUUGUUGAUGGGUAUUUGGGGCAAGAGAAAACAGUAUAUGAAGCGGAUAUGGAAAUGACUUCAAGCGAGUCUGCUUCAAUAAUUGCAGUGCUGCCUAAAAACAAGAAGCAGACUUCCAAAACCAAAUCUGGUAUACCAGUGCAACAGAGCAAAACGUUAAGAAAAGUCAAGAAGUCAGUCCGUGAAAAAAACAGGAAAAAUGUUGUUCAACAAGUGACAGAUUCAUCUGACAGCAAUGAAAAGGUAGAUCGUGCAGAUAACUUUGAGGAUUUGAUAAGUGAUAGACCUGAUCCAAGAACAUGUGUUUUACUAGAACCUGUAGGACAAGAAAGCAUUGAUGUUUUGGAGAGCAGAACACAAUCUGACCUUAAAAUGUUAGCAUCAAGAGAGUCCUUUGCUUUAGGGAAUAUUUAUACAGAGAACACAACAGUAUUAAAUGAGAAAAAGAGCGAAACAUUUAUUCCAGAAAAAUACCAGUGCACAGACGCAGUCAACAUUGCUGAUAUGGCACCCAAGAAGAGGAAAUCAAAAAUUAAGGAAGCUUCACAGAUGGAAAGUUCCCAGAAAAAGAAACGUAAAACACACAAAAUUUCAAAGGAUCAAAAUCAACAGGCAGAGGAGGACCACAUAAAAGGUGACUCUACUGAACAAAUAGAAAGUAGCAAGGAAAAUACUAUUUCCAGUUUUCGGGUUAAAAAUAAAGAGCCAAUAAUUAAAAGGGAGACCUAUUUUGUUAGCACGACAAAGCAACAUUCAGUGGAGAAUGAUCCAGUAGCCAAAUGUCAUGAACAAAUUUAUAGAAGAGAAACAAUUAUAAUUCCUGAACCAAAUCCCUUGGUUACUGUUACCAUAAAGACACCAGAGGAAAGAAAUGAUGACAUUGUAGAGCCACUAAAUCCUAUGAAAUCUCUUGUCCCUAUAGUUGCCUCUGGCAAGACUGAGAAUAGAACAGAGCCGAAAAAAUUGGAUUCUAAAACAGAACGUUGUAAGCCCACCUCCUAUCAUGAUGAAGUAUAUGAUGACAAAAAGCAUGUCUCUAGGUGUCCAGAGAAGAAAGCAUGUUCUGGCCUGUUUUCGGAGUUGGAAAAAGGGACACAUGUUUUGCCCAGCAAGCAAGAUGGCUUCAGAGGUAAAAAAUCUAUGCUGGUGCGGGAAAGCUUUGCGAAUCUAACAUCAAGUCAGAGUAACAAAGCUAGAAAGUUUCCUGACAUUAAGACAAAUGUGAAUGACUCUUUUAUGCUUGAUAUGGUUAGUGAGUCCAUACUGGAUAAUACAAUGGAGUUCUCCAGUUUUGCAGAAUUCCCAUCAGCCACCAACCCUGAAAGCACUUUCACAGUUGACAUGUCCUUAACAAGGAUUCCUGCUCCUGAGCUUCCAGUAUCGGAGGACUGUAAUAAUGAGCUUUCUCAUGUUUUAACCAAUAUAAAUGUUCUGGAUGAAAAGGUCACUGGUGAGCAACAGGACACGUAUGAAACGGAGACUAAUCACCAAUGUAAAGUAGAAGACCAAAGUCUGGAAAUUCAUGAAACAGCUAACAAACCUUUUUUGGAUUUGACUAACAAAAGUCUUGGCUCCACAAAACAGUCUCCAAAGUCUUACUCAGAGGAAGAAGCAGGAGGUCAAUCAAGAAGAAGACGUAAACCUGUAAAUUAUAAGGAACCUAAACUGGGAACAAAACUGAGACGUGAAGACAAGCUCACAGAUUCUUCAUUUCUAUGUUCACCUGUUCUAAAAGGAAAGGGUAAAAAAGGAAGAGGGCGAAAUAAAGUCUGAAGGAUUUGGAGCUGAAGACAUGUAAACAUUUUGCCCAUUGUAACUUGUUCUUGGGGGUCGAGAAAUUGUUCUAUUCAAAAUGUCCUAUCUAUUGUGUCUAUAUUGGGUUCAUGUUAUACAUUGUUUCUUCCUUUAUCUGCUUUUAUGCUGGUAUAUAAACAUUCAAACACCUAUGUAUAUUACUCAUUUUGUUAAUUUAAAAAAAAUACCACUAUUUUAAUACAUGAUUCUCCAUAGGCAUUUUCUUGGUAAGUUGAAAUGUUUGGUUCUUUUAUUUAUUGGUCAUUUUGAAUGCAUGCUUCCUAUGUGAUUAUAUUUUGUAUAAUUUGUAUAUAUGUUCUUGACCUGUAACAUUGUGUUCACUGUAGUCACAUGGUUUAAUAUAGGUAAAAUGUUGAGUUUUCUGUUAACAUCUUGCAUUUAUUUUUUUAUUUUUUUUGUAGCAUUAAUUGGUUGUCCAGCUGUUUUUAAGUUUACAUUUUAAAAUUGCUUAAAGGGAAUCUGACAGCAGGGUCACCUGCACUAACCUGAAAGCACAGGUGACCCUGUUCCCAAUGUUGCUUACUAGCUUAAAAUUGUGCAGCAGUCCCAGAGAUAAUAGUCUGUUUAAUAUGUUAAUUUCCUUGUUCUGCGCAAUGGAGAUGAGUCGCUGCAGAAUUCAUCCCCGCUUCAAUCUCACUUCAUGAUUUCAUGUUCGAAACAGUCACCCGCACUAUCUGUAUAUUGAGAUUAGUGCAGGUGACCGUGCUGUCAGUUUCCCUUUUUAAAUGAUGUAACAUAAUAGUCAUACACAUUACUGAUUCCCUGCCACUCCUGUACUGACAUUGGCCAAGUUUGGCUGGUCUCUGUCGUUUCGGUCCCUCUUGGACCUAUAGCAACUGUUGCAGCCAAACAGUGGCAGCCACAAUGGUGACCUGCUACAGAGAGCAACCAGGGAAUACAGAAAUCCUUGAGAGCAGCAGAGUAAGAGAAGAGUAUGGGGGAAGAUUUUCAAGAGAUUUAUUUUGGAGGAUCCUGCCCCAUGUGUUGUUUGUUUUUUUUUUGUUUUUUUUACACCAAACUUGUUCAAAAAAAAAAAAGUCCAAAUGACCCCUUUUUAAAGUUUAUGUACACCACCUUUUUGUCUUGAGCCUAUUUAAUAAAGAUUAUA
Hyla sarda is the source of this 4315-nucleotide messenger RNA. It is a transcript of the gene SGO2, whose product is annotated as shugoshin 2. The record is from RefSeq and is a predicted model, not a curated record. Bases 118 to 3165 code for a protein of 1015 amino acids. Gene Ontology annotation, cellular component: chromosome, centromeric region; nucleus. The transcript has 10 exons. Lineage: Eukaryota; Metazoa; Chordata; Amphibia; Anura; Hylidae. Gene Ontology annotation, biological process: meiotic chromosome segregation.